Molecule: messenger RNA, 281 nt
Organism: Protopolystoma xenopodis
Lineage: Eukaryota; Metazoa; Platyhelminthes; Monogenea; Polystomatidea; Polystomatidae
Source: the annotation of a GenBank genome assembly
CAGAUCAGCAGUGCGUCGAGCCCUGCGUCGGGCCCAGCAUCGACGUCGACUGUCUCCACGCAAUCCUCUUGUCGUCGCCUGUUAUCCGAUCAGCGGUUUCUGGUGUCCUUCAUUCGUCAUUUGGAUAUUCCACACACCCUAAUACAAGCCAAAACCUAUCUUGUCUGUUCGGCUUUCCUGGCCACCAGUCCCUCGGAGAGUCAGCACAUCGCCUGUCAAACGCAUUUGCCGGCCUACCGGGCGCGCCAUCUCUAGAUCAGAGUCACAACUUAUCAAAGUGA